CUGCUUGCUAGCCAAGGCAGGCUGCAGGGAGGCAAAUGAACCCCAUAAUUCCUAAGUCAAGUACAGUGGUACCUCGGGUUAAGUGCUUAAUUCGUUCCGGAGGUCCGUACUUAACCUGAAACUGUUCUUAACCUGAAGCACCACUUUAGCUAAUGGGGCUUCCUGCUGCCGCCGCGCCGCCGCCACACGAUUUCUGUUCUUAUCCUGAAGCAAAGUUCUUAACCCGAGGUACUAGUUCUGGGUUAGUGGAGCCUGUAACCUGAAGCGUAUGUAACCCAAGGUACGACUGUACACAAAAGUUUCUUAGGUCUUUUUAAACCGGGGGGUCGUUCGGCCCGCCUCCUCCUGCGGCUAUUGAAAAACAAGCUCGCCCUAUCAAACAGCUCAUCUCAACUUAGCCAGCAGGAGUCACGUGUUGCAAACAAAAAACAGGAUCGCGAAAGGCAGAAGCGAAAGCGCCGGGUGAGCAAACGGACGCGGAUGCAUUUUCUUGCAUUUGCUCAGUGCUCGCCUCUUUCUCAGCGCGGAAAGGAAGCGGCGGCAGCUCCUCGUCCGGCUCCUCCCUCUUCCUCGGAGGACGGAAACGGAUCCUGGGCGAUCCUGGGCCUCCUUCCUUGGGUCUCCCCGGCGCGCGCUCGGGCUGAAGGGGCGCGAUGGCCAAGAGCGCCCGGCAGCGCCUGAUGGACGCCCUGGAGAACUUGCACGACGGCGAGCUGCGCAAGUUCAAGGCCAAGCUGGCCGAGAUCCCGCUCGAGGAAAGCCACGAGCACAUCCCCCGAGGGCGGCUGGAGAAGGCGGACGCGGUGGAUCUGUCCAGUCUGCUGAUCAGCUACUACAAGCAGGAUUACGCCCUGCGCCUCACCGCGCAGGUCUUGGAAGAGAUCCACUGCAAGGACCAGGCGCAGAAGCUCCGCGGAGGCGGCGAGCAGAGUAAGGGAGGAGGGGGAGGCCUGGCCGGGAGACAAGCGUGGAUCCGGGUCAUCUCAUUGGACGAGGGGAAGGGAGGCGAGGGGGGGGGACUUUCCCAGCUUCUCUUUCAGGUCCGUCCCAAUCAACUCAUCAGGAGUUAGUCCGAGGAGCUCUUUCUUCAAGGUCUAGUGAGGCGCCUCUGAAAUGUUAGGUACACUUUUGCAAGGAAAGCCACAUAAAGAGGGGGAGGAGUGAUUUUGAAAUCAGCAGAUCCUCACCACGUACCUUCUUCCUCGCUACCAUAAUAAUAAUAAUAAUAAUAAUAAUUUAUUAUUUAUACCCCGCCCAACUGGCAGGGUUUCCCCAGCCACUCUGGGUGGCUUCCAGCACAUAUAAAAAUGUAAGAUAACGUCAAACAUUAAAAACUUCCUGAUAUAGGGCUGCUUUCAGAUGCGUUCUAAAAAUUGUGUAGUUCUUUAUUUCCUUGACCUCAUUUGGUAGGGCAUUCCACAGGGAGGGUUCCACUGUGGAGCAGGCAGUACCACCCCAAUAUGGAAAUUAAAUCCUAUUUGGAAAUCGUACCUAAUAUAUUUCUCAAUCACUCAAUUCUGUCCACAGAGGGCUUUUCUUUUCAGUAAUGUUACAAAUUAAAACUUAAAACCACAGGACUGUCAAAACACAUCCACCCAUGCCACGUGUCUUGGCAUACUUGUCCUGCAGACUGGAAGCUAUGAUCUUCUUUCCACUUUUAUCCAUUUGGAAGUAUUUCAAAAUUCCCACAGAAUAAAUGCAUAUAGCAGGUAUUAAAUAUCUUACUAUUUUCCCUUGCAUCCUCUGUGCAUCUUUACAUCACCUUCAUUUUAGAUGGCUGCCUCUCAGCUGUUGUAUUUUUCUCCUUUCUACAUUUCCAAAAAUUAGUUUCCUGAUAUUUAGUGGCCUUAUAAUCAUGAAAGGGUUGCUCGUUUCAUGUAUCUAAAAAUCACAUCCGUUGAAAUGCAGAGAUGGUGUUAUGCUUCUGUUAAAUGGGUGGAAAUGUUUCCAGUUCCAUCCAUUCCUGAUUAUUGUUGGAGCUGGUUUGGGGGGCCCAGAGGUACCUUUGGUGGAACUGCCCUGCCAUCAAGAGUUUUGGGGUAAAAAUCUAAUGAGGUAUCAGAAAGAAAACAUUUUUAAUUUUGUCUAUAAUAAUGAAGGAUGUUUGUGUGGAACGGAAAACUCAGAACAUCAACUCUCUUUUCUGUUCCAGCUGCUUGCUGUAACCCUCAGAUCCCUGUGCCUUCCACCAGUACCACCUCUGGAAGAAAUGGUGAGCUCCAGCCUCUAUCUUCUUAAAUAUUGUCCGUCCCCCAUCAACAUCCAUAAGCUAACCUCCAGGUCUCUGCUAGGUGUUGGCCUUUGCUCCAGCCUGCAGUAAUCCUCUCACUUAAGCCAGAUCCACACUACAGUGUUACCUCAGGUUACAUAUGCUUCAGGUUACAUAUGCUUCAGGUUACAAACUCUGCUAGCCCAGAAAUAUUACAUCAGGUUAAGAACUUUGCUUCAGGAUGAGAACAGAAAUCGUGCAGCAGCGGCGCUGCGGCAGCAGGAGGCCCCAUUAGCUAAAGUGGUGCUUCAGGUUAAGAACAGUUUCAGGUUAAGAACAGACCUCCAGAACGAAUUAAGUUCUUAACCCGAGGUACCACUGUACUGCAAAUGCCUCUCAAUUUCAUGCUGCUUUAAUUGUCCAGGCUUCCCACACACACACAAAACGGGAAUAGUCGUUUGCAGUAAGCCAUACUUAGCCAUGGAAAAAGCAAAGGCAGCUGUGUCUGUAUUCUUUACUUAGCCAAUGGCAAGAGCUUUCCUUAGGAAAAUGAGGAGAGCUCACCAGGAUAUUGCAGAGAGGAGCAAGGCAGACACACAUAAAAUACAAAGAGGAAUGUACUCUGCUGCUAACUCACUAGCAUGAGUGAGGAAGGGUAAUAUUUCAUCAAUAUAUCCUCUUCUACUAGCCACAACAUUCCCACAGAUUCCACAUCCAGUGGUACCUCAGGUUAAGUACUUAAUUUGUUCUGGAGGUCUGUUCUUAACCUGAAGCACCACUUUAGCUAAUGGGGCCUCCUGCUGCUGCUGCACCUCCGGAGCCCAAUUUCUGUUCUCAUCCUGAAGCAAAGUUCUUAACCUGAGGUAAUAUUUCUGGGUUAGCGGAGUCUGUAACCUGAAGCGUAUGUAACCUGAAGCAUAUGUAACCCGAGGUACCACUGUACACAGGAACAACACAAGAAUCUGCCUCGUGUAGAGUCAACCCUUAGGCCCAUCUAGCUUAGUACUGUCUGCACUGACUUGCUUUCCCACUUCUACCUGGAUAUGCUGGAGAAUGAAUCUGGGACCUUCUGCAUCCCUGCAGAUGCUCCACCGCUGAGCUGUGGCCCUUCCCCCACCUGUGCACACCCUUAAGGAACCCAUAGUCUUCCCUCACAGAGAGGACAAGUGUAAAUGUCUGGUGCGUGGCUGGAUCCCUUGAUUCUGGUUCUUCCUUUGGCAGAGACACAGCCUCCAGCUCCACCGGAGCAGCAUUUCAUUGAGCGGCAUCGGGAGGCCCUGAUCCAGAGGACGGCCACCGUGGAGGGGAUCCUGGACGUGCUGCUUGGCGAUGUCCUGGAUGAUGAGCAGUACCAAAAGAUCUCCGCCAAAAGCACCAGCCAGGAAAAAAUGCGGGAGCUCUACAGGUUGCUGCCCAGCUGGAACCAAGCUUGCAAGGAUAAGCUGUACGAAGCCCUGGAGAUGAAAAACAGGUUCCUCGUUGACGACCUGGAAAGAUAAAGAGGCAGCCAAGGCACAGCCCCAUUCUGGGGCACAGGAAUUCCGCCUCGGCAUGUCAGGGGACUACCUUCAAGCCAUGUAAUAUCUUGUAUGAGCAAGAAAAACAAGGAAAUAUACUUUGGGGAAGGAAAUGCAGGUAGCUACAGUGGGAAGAACCUGGAGGAGGCCGUCACAUUUGACUCGGGGACACUGGAGUGAGAAGGAACAUGAAUCUGUCCUCUUUGAUAAAGGCCAAUUCUAUUUUCUCUUUGUGUUUAGCCCCCUCGGUGCUUGUAGGAACCAUGAUGUGUGGGAAUGUUCUUGGAUGCAGGAGAGGAUGUAAUGUUUGAUUAUAGCCUUUCCAACUUGUGUUAACAAGUUCACAAUUUAGCAGAGUAACAUUCCCCUUUUUAAACUUACAGCGGAUGCGUUUGCUCAGGCUCGCUAAAGCCUCUAUAAUAACUGUUUGGUAUUUCCCCCUUAUUCCCUCAUAAAAGAUAAGACACGACACAGUCUUCUGUAAAAGUAUAAAAAGAGUUUACUCACAUUUUGUUCACAAUCGGAUCCCAGAAGGCAGACUUAGCUUAGAAAAGUAACAUACACUUUGAAACUAUCUCAUAAGGAGACAGUCCUUCUGUCCUGUGAUGGCCUGGGAAUCCGAUUCAGAGGCUGAACCGGAGGAAUCCCAGCCUGCACAGGAGUCCCCGCCUCCAGGGCCGGCUGAACUGGGGCAGGGCCUUGAUUCUGAAGCGCCUGCACCUGUGCCGGAUCCUCAGGAGCAGGCACCAGGUGAAUCCACUCUGGCUCCGGAGGUGGUUGAGGACUCAGUGCCUACAGGUGAGUCUCCCCCUGGGUCCAGUAACCCUUCAUCCUCUCCUGAACUGCAGAGGCUCAGGGCAGAGAGGCGAAGGGAACUGGUUUCUCCCAGGAGGAGUGCUCGCCUUAAGGCCAGGAGAGGCGGGUCUCCUGGGGGCCGGGACCGCCCCUGGCCUCAGAGAAGAUAAAGGCCAGUCAGCCCGGUCCCAGGUUGUGGGAGCAACGUCGUUGAAGAGCUGUUUUGGCCAGCAUCCAGUCCUGUUCCCCCAGAGUUCCUGUCCUUGCCUGGCUUCUCGCUGUGGACCCCGCUUCGCCCGAGGAGGACUGUCUGCCGACCCUCAACUCAGGUCCUGGACCUCGCCCCACGGUAACCUCCCCCCUGGACCAGCACAGUCCUCUCUUGGUUGGAAGCCAAGAGAGCAUCUUUGGCUAAGCAGAUGUUGCUUCUUUGAUGCAUGUAGUCAAAGAGAGAGAGAUGGCUGUCCUACCCUGUGCUUUUGUCGUUACCUGCACAGGUGAGGCCACACCCACCUCUACUCACAUGCAGAGGAAGUCUGUCCCGGCCCAGAAGGAAACAGGAAGUUGGACAAACAUUCCUCCCCAUGUGUUAACAUGUUCACUCUAGGAAUGUUGUACUUGACUGCUCUUGUGUUUCACAUCCCACAUGAUGCCCUCAGAGAACCCACUGGCACCUCUCAAGGUCCCCUGCCCCUCCCAGAUUCAUUUUUUUUCUUUAAAAAACUGGUUUUUGGUAGGUCUUUUUUUGGGGGGGGGGUUCCUUGUUUGGAAACCUGUUCUCUGCUUUUGUGAGAUGUUUGAGGUGUUUUGAGUGGGUAGGUUCUGAGCAUUGCCAUUUCCCCCCCUGUGAAUUGGGAUUUUGUAGUGCCCAUGGCAGUUUCUUAGGAGAGGAGCUUGUUGGCAGGUGUUUGCUCAGCUGAACCAAGGGAGAAGGCUUUCUGCUCCACUUCCACUGCAGCCAUGUGGCUACUGGCUGAUGAUAGUUUAGAGGGAGGAGGAGGAGGCUAAUGGACGCAGAUCUCUCAAGCUCUUUCUCUGCAGCAGCCAUACAAUUUAAGGGAUAAAUUGCUUUGCAUGCAGAUGGUCCCGUAUUCCAUCUCCUCUUUGAAACUCUGGAAAAUCACUGCCUGUCAGUGUAGACAGUACUGAACUAGAUCAGCCAAAUAAUCUGACUCAGUACAGUGGUAUCUUGGUUCUCAAACUUAAUCUGUUCCAGAAGUCCGUUCCAAAACCAAAGCGUUCCAAAACCAAGGUGCACUUUCCCAUAGAAAGUAAUGCAAAACGGAUUACAACCCCUAAAACAGCAAUUUAACAUGAAUUUUACUAUCUAACAAGACCAUUGAUUUCUAAAAUGAAAGCAAUAAUCAAUGUACUGUACUAUAAAUAAAUAAAUAAGACAGUACUGUAUUGUAGAUGCGAAAAAUUAAAAUUACAUUUUUUUCUUAUCUGCACUGAUGAUAGUCAUUGUUUGGAUGCAGGGGGGUUUUAUCCAUUUCCGCAGUCACACAAUCAAUCAGUAGCUGAACUGGAUUCCACACAGUCACAAAAACAAAUAAACCGUAAAAGCCUCAAAAACAAAAAUGCAAACCAGAAGUCCGUUUGACUUCUGAAAUGUUCGAGAACUAAGCCACAGCUUCUGAUUGGUGCAGGCAUCCCUGAAACAACAACAACAA
Messenger RNA from Podarcis lilfordi (Lilford's wall lizard), 6194 nucleotides. The record is from the annotation of a GenBank genome assembly. NCBI's taxonomy places the organism in Eukaryota, Metazoa, Chordata, Lepidosauria, Squamata, Lacertidae.